This is a messenger RNA of Galendromus occidentalis (western predatory mite), 426 nucleotides long. RefSeq names its product sodium/calcium exchanger regulatory protein 1-like. Lineage: Eukaryota; Metazoa; Arthropoda; Arachnida; Mesostigmata; Phytoseiidae. Bases 1 to 426 code for a protein of 141 amino acids. Gene Ontology annotation, molecular function: lipid binding. The record is from RefSeq and is a predicted model, not a curated record. The transcript has 2 exons.
AUGGCCGAUGCGUCCCCUCUAUUCAAUGGAAUAUGGAAAUCCAUCGAUUCGACAGGUUUCGAGGAUUUUCUACAAGCAAUCGACAUAGGCGUGACCUGGAGGGUCCUGGCUUCGGGAUCGAAUCCGUCGAUUGAGAUUUCUGUUGACGGCAAGGAGUGGACGAUAAAAACGCAUACUCUGCUGCGGACCCAUGAGCUGUCAUUCAGAGUUGAUGAAGAAUUCCUGGAAAAGCGGAUCGACGGAGUUAGGGUAAAAACCAUCUGUACCCUGGAAGAUGGAAAGUUAGUUCAGACGUGUCGUGGCGACAAGACCAUCGAGAUAACCCGAGAACUUCUCGAGGAUGGGGAUCAAUUGCUGACAACUUUUGCUUGGAAAGAUAUCAAAGCCACCAGAUUGUACCGUAGGAGUAAUAGAAUAACGCGUUAG